CUACACCACAUCUCUCGUAGCUUAAGCAGUGACUAUAUUAUAUUUUAUCACCUCUAUGCCCUCUAAACGUUCUGCCACUGCCUCCAUAACUACCGCCUCUAAGCGCCGUCGCAUACACACUUCAUCUGUCUGGACACACAAGGACGACUGGUCUACCCUCCUGAGCGACUCUUCUCUCUCUACCUCGUCCAUCUCCGUUCGACCGCCCCGUUUUCGCACGUUUCCUACUCUGACAAGAUGUGCUAGUGAUGCUGUUGUGAAGGGAUUUCCUUCCUUUUGGAGACUUGCUAAACAUGCGGAUCGAAUGACGAAAUAUAGCGGACCUGAUGAAAUCGUAAGGGAAGAUUGGGAACGAUGGUGGAAAGAAUGGUGGGAAAGAGUCCCUUCACGUCUUCAAGAAACGGUUAGGGACAAUAUAUUCAAGAAAUGGGGAGGUGCAUUGUCUAUUCCGGUCAUACAAGAACUUUUCGUCAUACCUGGCGUUCUGUUCCUUCCAGGAGAUUUGCUUCCUGCUGUUGCUCAAGCCACUCGUCUCAAACCCCUUAUUCCUCCUACGCAUAUUUCAUCGUUGUUGAAUACUCUCAUAUUGACCCAUUCGCCCACCUCUUCCGAUGUCGGCAUAGCUGGGCUCAUCUACCACCUUCCAAAUCUUGAAGCGAUCAACCUCAAGGGUUGUACCUCUGUCGCGGAAAAAACUGUAAAGACCAUUCUCAAUAGGUGCGCAGGCUUGAGAAAAAUAAAUUUGAAAGGGACAAAAAUAGUGGAAAGAGGAGUGAAGGAUCUGCUUGGAACUUUUGGUGGGCAGUUAGAGAGUUUUAAGAUUGACAACGUCACCUUUGACAAUACUGAUGAUACCUUUUCUUCGUCGCCUUACCCCCUCAUCUCGCACCUCUGCCUUCCAGGCGAUAUCCUCAAUCGAUCUUCGUCAUCGGCUAAUCGAAAUACAAUCCGCUUUACUGGGAUGGGAUACCCACAGCCUCGUAACACUUUGACAACUGGCAUUAUACAAUGGAGUGGAUUCAGUAGAUGUUUUCCUAGAUUGACACAUCUGUAUCUGCCUGGACUUUUAGUACCGUCUGGGACGAAGAUUGAUACUUCUUUUCUAAAGUUGGAAAAGAUUGUGCUGGGUCCUCGGGGACCCCCAGUACCAAUCAGCACUGUCAUUAGUCUGAUAGCAGGCCACGAAUCCACUCUCAGAUCUCUUCAUCUAGGCAACGUGUAUCCCGAUAUUCCCUCUUCAAGAGCAUCACACAUGGCUGCUUAUGACGAUCUUGCGAACCAUCUUCGUCAGUCAAAACUGUUAGAACAGUUUCGAUGGCAGACUGAUAUUAAGGGGACGAAUGAUUCGGUGGCUGAUAUCAGUAUGAGGCAAUGGGGAGAAAUGGUGUUUGAGCAUUUUUUCGACACAAGAAAAGGACCUCUCAAGCAUCUUGUACUUGAAGUGCCAUGUCCGUUUCGAACGCCACAGAUGGCGGAUCUAGCUUGUAAUACGGUCAAUCCAAGCCAGUUAGAGACUUUAGAGAUUCCAGGCGCUUAUUUGUUGGACCAUAAGCAGUUUACUCUUAUAAUCGCUUCUUACCCCAAACUGCGACACUUGGAUCUCUCGGGUACAACUAUCGAUGAUGAUGACAUGAAAAUCAUCAUUCGUCACUGCCAACUGCUUUCCAGAAUAAAUCUCACAUCUUGUCGGGGGAUUAAUGUACGUCACAGAAGAAAUAUUUUUGACGUCAGAUGAGUUGGUACGCCUCCUAAUCUAGAUUGUAAACAUGAGAAUGAAGCAUUCAAAGACGAGAGGGAGUUAAUGCCAGAGCGCCUGGAUUGCAUGAUGCUGAUGUGCCCGACUCGUUCUCUUCUUUUCUCCAAAA
Cryptococcus deneoformans JEC21 is the source of this 1865-nucleotide messenger RNA. Its product is annotated as expressed protein. Gene Ontology annotation, cellular component: SCF ubiquitin ligase complex. The record is from RefSeq and is a predicted model, not a curated record. The coding region runs from base 56 to 1735 and encodes 559 amino acids. NCBI's taxonomy places the organism in Eukaryota, Fungi, Basidiomycota, Tremellomycetes, Tremellales, Cryptococcaceae. Gene Ontology annotation, biological process: SCF-dependent proteasomal ubiquitin-dependent protein catabolic process. The transcript has 5 exons.